This is a messenger RNA of Coregonus sp. 'balchen', 3441 nucleotides long. The record is from the annotation of a GenBank genome assembly. Lineage: Eukaryota; Metazoa; Chordata; Actinopteri; Salmoniformes; Salmonidae.
CUUUCUCAUGAAGGUUUUUGUUGCUGUUUGCUUUCCGUAGUGUGUGGUUUUGACAUGCAUGAGUUUGGCAGCAUUUUGGAUUAAUGCAUUGAGUUAACGUGAACAACCUGUUAGCUACGAUAGUGUGCCGUAGCCGCUUCUGGGAAUAUUCGUUUGUCUGCUUUUAUUACUCCCAGUGAGUGAAAGUGAUGGCGAAUGACCGACUGCGAGCUUUGGAGGAGGUUGAGAAUCAAGUUGCAACGAUUCUGCAGUGCGCCGGUUAGUAGCUACUUACUGUGUAUCCCUACCAGCAGCAACAACAGUUCAAAUACUCUGUAAUAAGAAACACAUACCUAGUUAGGUAUAUAUUCCCACUGCAGGUAACAUCGCCUGGAGUUGUUUAAGACAAGCACAAUGCCAGUAUCAAUAUGUAAAUACAUAGGCCUAAUACUGUUUACUGUGUUCCUCUCCUCUAGGUAACAUCGUGUUGGAGCUGUCUAAAGACAAGCACAACGCCAGUUUCCUGGACAGACAGCUUAGUCAGUUUACUGUCUCGGUCAACAGAGUGGAGACUGAACUCAGCUCACAGAUCAAAUACCUCACACAGGUAGGAUAAAGACCUUCCUAAUUGACCUGGCCCAGGUAUCCUGGAUGGAUAUAGAUCUCAUUCCGUCAGUAGAGGAUGCCUGGUUGUUCCUUAAAGUAAAUUUCCUCCUCAAUCUUAGAAAAGACAUGCCCCAUUCAAAAAUACAAGAACUAAGAACCGAUAUAAGCCCCUGGUUCUUCCCUCAGACUUGACUUGCCCUUGACCAGCACAAAAACAUCCCUGUGGUCGUACUGCCAUUAGCAUCAAAUAGCCCCCGCGAAAUGUUGCAACUUUUCAGGGAAGAUAGGAACCAAUUAAGCACAAGGCAGUCAGGAAAGCAAAGGCAAACUUUUUCAAACAGAAAUUUGCAUCCUGUAGCACUAACUCCAAAAAGUUUUGGGACACUGUAAAGUCCAUGGAGAAUAAGAACACUCUACUCAGCAAAUUCGAUGUAGUCUAUCACAGUGCCAUCCGUUUUGUCUCCAAAGCCCCAUAUACUACCCGCCACUGUGACCUGUACGCUCUUGUUGGCUGGUCCUCACUACAUGUUCGUCGCCAAACCCACUGGCUCCAGGCCAUCUAUAAAUCACUGCUAGGCAAAUCCCCGCCUUAUCUUAGCUCAUUGGUCACCAUAGCAACACCCACCUGUAGUCUGCGCUCCAGCAGGUAUAUCUCACUGGUCAUCCCCAAAGCCAACACCUCCUUUGGCCGCCAUUCCUUCCAGUUCUCUGCUGCCAAUGACUGGAACGAAUUGCAAAAAUCUCUGAAGCUGGAGACUCUUAUCUCCCUCACUAACUUUAAGCAUCAGUUGUCAGAGCACCUUACCGAUCACUGCACCUGUACACAGCCCAUCUAAAAUUAGCCCACCCAACUACCUCAUCCCUAUAUUGUUAUUUAUUUUGCUCUUUUGCACCCCAGUAUCUCUAUUUGCACAUAAUCUCUUGCACAUCUAGCAUUCCAGUGUUAAUACUAUUGUAAUUAUUUUGCACUAUAGCCUAUUUAUUGCCUUACCUCCAUAACUUGCUACAUUUGCACACACUGUAUAUAUAUUUUCUGUUGUAUUCUUGACUUUAUGUUUUUUACCCCAUAUGUAACUCUGUGUUGUUUUUAUCGCACUGCUUUGCUUUAUCUUGGCCAGGUCGCAGUUGUAAAUGAGAACUUGUUCUCAACUGGCUUACCUGGUUAAAUAAAGGUGAAAUAAAAAAAAAGAAGAGACAGACACACACAGAGGAAGGCCCUCAAAAUUGUCAAAGACUCCAGCCACCCUAGUCAUAGACUGUUCUCUGCUACCGCACGGCAAGCGGUACCGGAGUGCCAAGUCUAGGUACAAAAUACUUCUCAACAGCUUCUACCCCCAAGCCAUAAGACUCCUGAACAGCUAAUCAUGGCUACCCGGACUAUUUGCACUGCCCCCACCCCGCCCCAUCUUUUUACGCUGCUACUACUCUGUUAAUUAUUUAUGCAUAGUCACUUUAACUCUACCCACAUGUACAUAUUACUUGAACUACCUCAACUAGCCGGUGCCCCCGCACAUUGACUCUGCACCGGUACCCCCCUGUAUAUAUAGCCUCCCUACUGUUAUUUUAUUUUACUUCUGCUCUUUUUUUCACAACACUUUUUUGUUGUUGUUUUAUUUUACUUUUUUAUUAAAAAUAAAUGCACUGUUGGUUAAGGGCUGUAAGUAAGCAUUUCACUGUAAUGUCUGCACCUGUUGUAAUCGGCGCAUGUGGCCAAAUUUGAUUUGAUUUGACACACAGACUGACACAAACAUGCCGGGAACUGAACUUGCCAGUGUAGAUAUGGCUCUCAUCAUGUGACUACACUACAGCCUACUGGCUUUUCUAAGUACAGUAGGAGCAUAGGUUUCUUUCUACAUCAAAGUUAUGCAUAUUUCACAUUCACCUAGUAGUGUAGCCUUCUGCAAGCCAGAACGUUCCACAUUCACCUAGUAGUGUAGCCUUCUGCAAGCCAGAACGUUCCACAUUCACCUAGUAGUGUAGCCUUCUGCGCUCCAGAACGUUCCACAUUCACCUAGUAGUGUAGCCUUCUGCGCGCCAGAACGGUCCACAUUCACCUAGUAGUGUAGCCUUCUGCAAGCCAGAACGGUCCACAUUCACCUAGUAGUGUAGCCUUCUGCGCUCCAGAACGUUCCACAUUCACCUAGUAGUGUAGCCUUCUGCGCUCCAGAACGGCCCACAUUCACCUAGUAGUGUAGCCUUCUGCGCGCCAGAACGUUCCACAUUCACCUAGUAGUGUAGCCUUCUGCAAGCCAGAACGUUCCACAUUCACCUAGUAGUGUAGCCUUCUGCAAGCCAGAACGGUCCACAUUCACCUAGUAGUGUAGCCUUCUGCGCGCCAGAACGGUCCACAUUCACCUAGUAGUGUAGCAUUCUGCGAGCCAGAACGGCACACAUUCACCUAACUGAACACUUACAUUUCUCCCUUUCACACACUGCCUUCUCUCUCUCUCCCCUGCAGGUUGCCACAGGCCAGCCCCACGAAGGCUCCACAUACUCAGCUAGGAAGGACUGUCAGAUGGCCCUGAACAGAGCAGAGUACGCCAGGGUCAAACUGGGAGAGCUGGGACGCACCUGCGAAGUCAUGCUGGAUCCACAACCCUGAGAGAAAACACACACCAGAACGAUGGUCGGGAGAGCGCUGUAGGUGGACAUUUCCAUCGCUUGUUGUCACCGUAGUGUGUUAGCACCACCUGCUGAAGAGAGGUGGGGAAUGAAAUAUUUUAUUUUUUGUUUGUUUUUUAUAUGAUAUUAGUCAGAAAAUGUAUCUGGCUAUGUUUUGUAUUAAAGUUUGUGUUUCAUUACAUUACCCUAUUUGUUUGAUAUAUUCAUUUAUAUUUUAUACACACAGACAGUACA